UUCAGUGACGGCAGAAUGGGUGGGAACCUGCUUGUGAACUCCACAUGGGCGUUCAAUCGAGAUGCAGCGGAACCCAUUUUUCUAUUCUAUAUUGAAAGCUUGCGGAAAGAACGCCCCACGAAAGUGAAUAGGGAGGGGGCAGUAUUUCCCCACUUUCGUGGCUAAUGACUAUCCAAUCCGGUUGAUAGUGUUGGUUUUUAGAACCAGUUAUGUGCGCGCUAUAGGGUAGGGGAAUCUCCGUGAAAGUCCGCGAGCUUGUCACGCUCUCACAUUUUGACACACGCACACUGUGACAAGGAGCAGCACGAGAGCGAGCAGCCGCCGCGUAUAAUGGCUGCCACGGAAUGUGACAAAAGGCGGCAAAUAAAACGGUGAAACGGAAGAAAAUAUCACGGAAGCGAGGCAGAGGAUGGUGAGCAGCCAGCCCAAGUACGAGCUGAUCCAGGAGGUGGGGCGGGGCACGUACGGCGUGGUGUACGAGGCGGCGGUGCGGCGAACGGGCGCCCGCGUGGCCGUCAAGAAGAUCCGCUGCCACUCACCGGAGAACGUGGAGCUGGCGCUGCGCGAGUUCUGGGCCCUCAGCAGCAUCCAGAGCCAGCACCCCAACGUCAUCCACCUGGAGGAGUGCGUCCUGCAGCGGGACACCCUGGCCCAGAGCAUGAGCCACGGCUCCACCUCCUCGCUCUACCGGGAGCUGGUGGAGACGUCGCUGAAGGGCGAGAUCGCCUUCAACCCGCGCCUGGCCUACUACCUGUGGUUCGUGAUGGACUUCUGCGACGGCGGCGACAUGAACGCCUACCUGCUCUCGCGCAAGCCCAGCCGCCGCACCAACACCAGCUUCAUGCUGCAGCUGAGCAGCGCGCUGGCCUUCCUGCACCGCAACCAGAUCAUCCACCGCGACCUCAAGCCCGACAACAUCCUGAUCUCGCAGGGCCCGGCGGCGGCGGCGGCGGCCGGCCGCGGGCCCGAGCCCACGCUCAAGGUGGCCGACUUCGGGCUCAGCCGCGUCUGCUCGGCCUCGGGGCUCAGCCCCGAGGACCCGGCCAGCGUCAACAAGUGCUUCCUGUCCACGGCGUGCGGCACCGACUUCUACAUGGCGCCCGAGGUGUGGGAGGGCCACUACACGGCCAAGGCGGACAUCUUCGCGCUGGGCGUGAUCAUCUGGGCCAUGGUGGAGCGCAUCACCUUCGUGGACGCGGAGACGCAGAAGGAGCUGCUGGGGAGCUACGUGCUGCAGGGCUCGGAGAUGGUGCCCCUGGGCGAGGCGCUGCUGGAGAACCCGCGCCUGGAGCUGCUCAUCCCCGCCCGCAGGAAGAAGAGCAUGAGCGCCGCCAUGCGGCAGCUGAUCCGCGACGCGCUCUCGGCCAAUCCGCAGGAGCGGCCCGACGCCGUGGAGCUGGAGCUCCGCCUGGUCAGGAUCGCCUGCAGGGAGCUGGACUGGGACACAUGACAGGGAGGAGGGGACUGUGUACGCAAAUACACACGCACAACACACACACGCACAUAACAUACGCACACGCAUAACACUCUCAUAUAUAUAACGCUCUC
This is a messenger RNA of Anguilla anguilla (European eel), 1548 nucleotides long. RefSeq names its product serine/threonine-protein kinase pdik1l-like. Bases 410 to 1450 code for a protein of 346 amino acids. Gene Ontology annotation, cellular component: cytoplasm; autophagosome. Gene Ontology annotation, biological process: axon extension; peptidyl-serine phosphorylation; autophagosome organization. Gene Ontology annotation, molecular function: protein serine/threonine kinase activity; ATP binding. The record is from RefSeq and is a predicted model, not a curated record. Lineage: Eukaryota; Metazoa; Chordata; Actinopteri; Anguilliformes; Anguillidae. The transcript has 3 exons.